Molecule: messenger RNA, 1155 nt
Organism: Sabethes cyaneus
Lineage: Eukaryota; Metazoa; Arthropoda; Insecta; Diptera; Culicidae
Exons: 1
Coding region: 1-1155 (384 amino acids)
Biological process (GO): sensory perception of smell
Molecular function (GO): odorant binding
Source: RefSeq, a predicted model, not a curated record
AUGCAAGCUCUGUUGUCAGUUAUUCUGCUGGCCCUCGCUGUACCUGCACUAAGUCAGAAUUUGAAUUGGAUUUCGCCAAAUCUGAAAUCGCUGGCCGAUGCUCAACAGCAAUGUGCCUCGUAUCUGCGUUUGACAAACGAAACAGUUGCCCGGUUUGUCAAAAACGGUUAUCCUGAUGAGCCAAGUGUUCGCAAAUUGGUCAACUGUAUAUUAAUUAACUUGAACGCGUGGGAUAACGAUAGUGGCAUCAAAGAAUACGUCAUCAGAAAUUACCUCCACCCGUACAGCACGGACUGUUGUUAUGCAAACCGAACCCAAACUUGUCUCCAGAAGGCACUGUGUCAGAUUCCACGAACAGACAACAUAGCGCGGGCUUAUUCGUCCUUCUUGUGCUACUAUCAACAUUACGGAAACUUAGUCGACGAAAAGCAAUUUGUACCAUACCGCGAACAAACAAUUUACCAACAUUUUAUCGAAGCUUUCCUGAUUGAAAAUAUUUCUCGGCAAACUUUGGAAAAUUUCAGCAAGGGCAACAUUCUCUGCGCUACCGAACUUCCGGAUCUACUUUAUACUCUUUUCGUGCGAGUCGGUCUCUAUGACCUAGAAAGCGGUUUCAAUCUAGAUCGACUGUACACUCAAUUCGGAAACGAAGAUCUGAUCUGCAAUAACACCCGUCUCUGUCAAGUGAAUGUUCGGCAAAAGUACUACGAGGAACCAACUCGUCUUUCGGAAACCUUCAAGCAGUGCCUGAUGAAUAGUAUUCCAACACUUCAAUACAUGCAGCAAUACGCGAAACAGAUUCUCGACCAGCCAACUUCAACAUGCAACAUCUGCGGAUCUCCAGCACCUUGCGAUCGUUGCCACACAACACCACCGCCAACUCCGGCCCCUGCUUGCAGCAGCUGUGGGGCUCCUGCGCCAUGCCAUCGAUGUCCGGUGAAUCCAACGCCGGCUCCAACAACGAGUCCACCAACGCUAUGCACUAGCUGCGGGGCAUCUGCACCGUGCAACCGCUGCCCGACACCAUCCCCGGUACCGGCAGCACCGAUUUGCGUCACCUGUGGUUCCCCAACACCGUGCCAUACCUGUGGUGGAAUUAGUAACCACAUCCUUCGGCUGCCGCCCAUUCCGUGCUACAACGGGAAGUGUAUUUGA